This is a messenger RNA of Moneuplotes crassus, 1526 nucleotides long. The record is from the annotation of a GenBank genome assembly. Lineage: Eukaryota; Ciliophora; Spirotrichea; Euplotida; Euplotidae.
UUAAAUUGCGAAUAAAUUAAUGGAAAUGCACUUGGUCUUCCUGUGGGUCUGGAUGGGAACAAUUGCACUUGGAAUGUUCCAGAUGGGGUUUGCUAAUGUCAUGUUUAGCUCAGUGGCUGAGGUGCUGGAGAAGGAGAUUUGUGGUGAAGAAACUUCUGGGAGUUGGGUUUGUGGUGGGGAGAAUUUUAGAUCGAUUAUGACAACAACAGUGCCGGCUGGGGCGGUUUUUGGAGCUCUGAGUGGGGGAUAUUUGGUGGCGUAUGGAAGAAGGAAAGCUAUUUUGGGUAUGAAUGUGGUGUUGUGAUUAGCUACAGGUGCGACGAUGUUUGAGAAUGUUAUUGCAAUAUUAAUAGGAAGAAUUUUUGUCGGUUAUUGAGUCGGAGUGUUAGGAGUUGUCUGUCCUAUGUUUCUUUCAGAAACUUCUUUUGUAAAAGUUUCUGGGCCUGUUGGAGCCAUCAGUCAAGUCAUGAUAACAACUGGAAAUAUGAUAGCUUAUCUGUUUAGAUUUCUGACUCAAAUAAAUUCUACUGAUGGUGAUGAGGACUUAGAAAGAACAAAUUCUUGGAGAUAUGUGUUCAUGAUACCAGGAAUCGUCGCUUUAGUUCAAUCUUUUCUGCUACUUUUGGUCUUCACAGAUGACACUCCCAAAUAUUAUCGCCAAGUGAGAGACGAACGAAGAGCAAGACGAAUUGAGUCACUCAUCGAUCCGGAUGCAAGUCGGAUUGACUUGAUGGUUGGAGAUUCACAAAGCAUUGUUGAAGAAAAGGUUUCAUUAUGACAACAAUUCAGUCCUAAAUAUAGGUGUGCUUUCAUAGUUGGGUGCUUAUUAACUGUUUGUCAGCAGUUGACUGGCAUUAAUGUUGUGAUUCUGUACACAAGCCAGAUCAUCUUCUCUUCAACUAGUUCUGAAAACUGGAAAAGUAUGGAGGAUCAAGAAUUCACAACAAUAAUCACUUGAGUCGUUGGGCUUGUGAAUUUCCUCUCAUCGUUGCUUGCUGUUAUACUCUUGAAGAAAUUUGGAAGAAAGUUCCUCUUCCUUGUUGGAAAUUCAGGGAUUUCUUUGUGACUUCUGGCACUUGGAAUCUAUACAGUUAAAACAGAUGAAGAUAAUUUUGUGGUAGUGUUUACUCUGCUGUUUAUUGUUUGCUUCGAAAUAGGUAUUGGAACGGUAUUUUUUGUAUAUAUUUCUGAGAUAAUGACCGAGGUAGGAAUCUCAGUUGCAAUGGCCAUUAUUUGGACUCUUACUGUAGUUAUUUCUUUGAUUACUGAAACAAUGAUCAAAUCUAUUAUGCAACAAGGGAUCUAUUUCCUAUUUUUCGGUAUCAACACUCUAUUCCUCCUCUUCAUCAUCUUCUUCGUCAAAGAAACCAAGGGACUCUCUAAGUCCGAACUUAAGUACCUCUACUCUGGUUCUUCCGUGACUUAUAAUCCCAUUGCAGCUUCUAGGGAUUAAAAACCUCAAAGGCUUCACAAGUUCCCAAAGUUUUUAAUUUUACCUUAAAACACAAUUUAGCCUGAUAAUUUCA